AUGUCGUUCCAAGCUCCAUUCAAGUACCUCGCUCUUGUCCUUGCGGCCGCUGGCUAUGCCGUCGCCGAGCCGACCAGACCGGGCUUGACGUACCUAUACAGCCUUAACGGCACACUCGGCGAGCCAUUCACGACGGGAGUAGGCCCACACGGCACGCGCGCCGUCCUUCCUGUUCUCGGUGGCCCGUUUUCCGGCCCUAACAUUUCUGGACAGGUGCUUCCCAUCGGUGCCGAUUGGGGCAUCGUUGACAGCAACGGUCUUUUCUGGGCCGAUGCACGGUACAACUUGCGGACGGAUGAUGGAGCGGAGAUCUUUGUCCAGACAAGCGGGCCUGGACAGCCUGAUGGAACAAAUCAUCUGCGAGUCAUUUUUGAGACGGGCAUGCUCGUUGGUCAAUCCAAAGAUUCGGAUUCUGGCCGUGGCUCCUGA
This is a messenger RNA of Colletotrichum higginsianum IMI 349063, 429 nucleotides long. RefSeq lists its product as uncharacterized. Lineage: Eukaryota; Fungi; Ascomycota; Sordariomycetes; Glomerellales; Glomerellaceae. The coding region runs from base 1 to 429 and encodes 142 amino acids. The transcript has 3 exons. The record is from RefSeq and is a predicted model, not a curated record.